Messenger RNA from Amoebophrya sp. A25, 1751 nucleotides. The record is from the annotation of a GenBank genome assembly. Lineage: Eukaryota; Dinophyceae; Syndiniales; Amoebophryaceae.
CGAGGAACCUACAAAUAACAUGAUCGCCGAUCUCCAGAUCUUGAUCUUAUUCAGCUCCGUAUGUACUUCUACUUGCACCUACGCAAUAAUUGCGUCACUUCGCUUGCGCUUCAACAGGUAGUGAUUGCCUCUCCAAUUUAAUUUCUGAGUUCCUCUCCCUCUACUGAAAUGUGAUUUUUAUCUCUUCUAUAACAACAUACAACAAGUACAACAUCUUCACGACCAAACAAGAAAAUGUUCGACAUUGCUUGGAACGUUACGGACGAUGCCUUUCAUGGUAGAGGCAAAUACGAACCCGACGCUGACGUCGUCUUGAAACGAGCUGUAGAAUCCGGCGUUCAGGGGUGCAUCAUCUGUGGUGGCAGCGUAGAGGAUUCUGCAAAGGGUCUGGAGAUAUGUGAGAAACUAGAUCCUUCAACGACCUCUACUACUGCAGGUGACAGCUGCCAGUCAGGACGAAGCCACCAAGAUUUGAAGCUGUUCCAAACUGUUGGCGUCCAUCCUACCAGAUGUGCUGACUUUGAGCCAGAAAGGGACCUUGGAUUACUCAGAGACUUAAUACAAGGCGCACGACCAAAAAAUAGAGUCGUUGCAUUUGGCGAAUUCGGUUUGGAUUACGACAGAUUGCAGUUCUGCUCGAAAGAAGCGCAACAAGCGGCGUUUCGCGCUCAGCUGGGACUUGCGAGAGAAUUGGCGUUACCGCUGUAUCUACAUUGCAGAGGCGACGGGUGCUGGCAAGACUUGAAGGAUAUCAUGAUGCUGUUAUGGCAUGCUAGGAUCACAUUUGCUUACUAGAUCAGAUGAAGUUUCAGUUUAUUUCUAAUUCUUCGUUUUUGGAAGUAGAGUAGACAGAGUAGGACAUGCCGAUGAAUUUUCUAAUUCUUCCUUUUUGGAAGUAGAGUUGUAGACAGAGUAGGACAUGUCGAUGAAGAAGAAGUAGAUGAUCGAUUUCUCACUGUUGUUGUCGGGCUUCCUGUACUUCUGUAUCUUGUCUUCGUUCUUCUAAUAUUUGGUAUGAAUUCGCCUGCCACCGCCAUGCCAAACGGAGGAGUGGUGCACAGUUUUACAGGCACACUAGAAGAGUUAAAGGAGCUACUGGAUUUUGGCCUUGACGUCGGAGUCAACGGUUGUUCUUUGAAGACCGAAGAAAACUGCGAAGUUGCCGCAUCGAUACCUCUAGACCGGUUGCAUCUGGAAACUGACGCUCCUUACUGUGAUAUACGAAGUACACAUGCUUCGUCGAAGCAUUUGACGAGUUAUACUACUCUUUCUAAGGAUCAUGGAAAGCAGGAGUACGCUGAGCAGCAGCCAGGAGAGUCUGAGCCGGUGGAGCACACUAGCAAAAACAUCAACCUAGACUUAAUCGACAUCCCUCACUUACUCCAACAGCAAACUCUAAAUCAGAAACUUCAGACUAAAAAAUUUGACCACGGUAAAAUGUUAAAAGGUCGCAAUGAACCUUGUAGGGUUUUGGAGGUUGCGCAGGUGCUGGCGAGUCUGAAACAACUUCCACUAGAGAAGGUCUUAGAUGUCACUGCACGAAACACAAGAAGACUCUUUCGGAUUGCCUGAUUUGUACCUGCAAGUCCUCCAUGUCACAUAAAUAUUCCUCUUGGCAAUAUCGCAAGAGCCAGCGUCAAUGAUGUCGACUUUCCAUUCCUGGACUGCAGAAGUAAAAGCCUCUGCGUUUUCCCGAGUAAAAAAUCUGAUGUUGUAUCUUGUCUGUGCCGCCUCGUCCUCUGAGAUACGAU